Messenger RNA from Larimichthys crocea (large yellow croaker), 5937 nucleotides. RefSeq names its product period circadian clock 2 (gene per2). NCBI's taxonomy places the organism in Eukaryota, Metazoa, Chordata, Actinopteri, Sciaenidae. Gene Ontology annotation, cellular component: cytoplasm; nucleus. Gene Ontology annotation, molecular function: transcription corepressor binding; transcription cis-regulatory region binding. The transcript is spliced from 24 exons. Bases 285 to 4808 code for a protein of 1507 amino acids. The record is from RefSeq and is a predicted model, not a curated record. Gene Ontology annotation, biological process: circadian regulation of gene expression; entrainment of circadian clock by photoperiod; negative regulation of transcription by RNA polymerase II.
GAGCUGGAGCUACAGAGCAGAGAGAGCCGGUGUGUCUGCAAACCUGAACGGGGAGAGAGAGCAGCGUGUGACAGCGUACCAGGACCGUCAGCGCCCGUACUCUGUGUCUCUGAACCAUAAAGACGUCUAAGGCUUUAUUUCACUCUUGGACCAGGAGCGUUUUGUGUAAGAUCAAUCUGCGCUCCUCUGUGAUUCAUUCAGGCAACACCCUUAUGAAAAUGGGGUAAUUGUGUUUGUUCAUCAUCUAUUUAACUAAACUGGAACAAACCCAAGCACUUCUCCCAAUGUCAGAAGAUUCAGACUCCAAGCCCUAUUGCUUCCCGGUGCUGGAGGAUGAGGACAGAGCAUCAGGUAGCAGAGUGUCCACCUCAUGUAGCUCCAUGCCAAGGGGGGCCUCAGGAUGCAGCUCCAUGGCACAGCUGCAUCGGAUGGGUGGCUACAACCAAGGUGGGCCCGACCUAGGCCUCCCCUCGGAGGGCAGCGACAGCAGUGGGCAGGACCCUCCUGCCAAACUGCACAACCAUCGCAAGAACGCCCGCUCCCGAUCACUCCCCGAGGAGGACGUGGAGAUGAAGAGCAGUGGGUCCAGCGGCAGUGGGACUGAAUCACACGGCAAUGAAAGCCAUGGCAAUGAGAGUCACGGCAAUGAGAGCCAGGGCCAUGAGUCAAUGGGCAGCUCCAAUGGCACCAGUAAAGACUCAGCACUGCUGGAAUCCUCUGAGAGCAACAAGAGCUCAAACUCCCACAGUCCGUCUCCUCCCAGCAGCUCUAACGCCUUCAGUCUGCUGAGCUCAGAGCAGGACAACCCGUCAACCAGCGGCUGCAGUAGUCAGGAGUCCGCCAAAGCCAAGACCCAGAAAGAGGUGAUUAAAACUCUGAAAGAGCUGAAGCUUCACCUGCCUGCUGAGAAGAGACACAAUAACAAGUCGACCACAGUGAACACCCUCAAAUAUGCGCUGCGCUGCGUCAAACAAGUGGAAGCCAAUGAGGAGUAUUACCAGCUGCUGAUGAUCAAUGACAGUCAACCUUCAGGCCUGGAUGUAUCCUCGUAUACAAUAGAGGAGAUAGACAGCAUCACCUCUGAAUACACCCUCAAAAAUAACGACAUUUUCGCAGUAGCGGUGUCUCUCAACACGGGAAGAAUAGUCUACAUUUCUGAUCAGGCUGCGUCCAUCCUCAACUGCAAAAGAGAUGUGUUCAAAAACAGCAAGUUUGUGGAGUUCCUGACGCCGCAGGAUGUUAGCGUGUUCUACAGCUUCACAACGCCUUACCGCCUGCCCUCCUGGAGCAUGUGCACUGGAGCAGAGUCAUCCCCGUCGGACUGCAUGCAGGAGAAGUCCUUUUUCUGUCGUAUCAGCGGUGGCAAGGAGUGUGAGGGUGAUCUGCAGUACUAUCCAUUCCGCAUGACGCCCUACCUGAUGAAGGUCCAAGACACGGUACAUGCUGAGGACCAGUUCUGCUGCCUCCUGCUGGCUGAGAGAGUUCACUCUGGUUACGAUGCACCCAGAAUACCAACAGACAAACGUAUCUUCACCACCACGCACACUCCGAGUUGUGUGUUUCAGGAUGUGGAUGAGAGGGCGGUUCCUCUCCUCGGCUACCUCCCACAAGACCUCAUCGGCACGCCAGUCCUCCUCCAUCUGCAUCCCAAUGACCGGCCGAUUAUGUUGGCCAUUCACAGAAAGAUUCUUCAGUAUGCAGGGCAACCGUUUGACCACUCGUCCAUCCGGUUCUGUGCACGAAACGGAGAAUACAUCAUUCUUGACACCAGCUGGUCCAGUUUUGUCAACCCCUGGAGCCGCAAGGUCUCCUUUGUUAUCGGAAGACACAAAGUGCGCAUGGGCCCCGUGAAUGAAGAUGUUUUCUUGGCCCCGUCCUCCACAGUUGCCGAGAUGAAGAAAAUGGACUCUGACAUCCAAGAGGUCACUGAGCAGAUCCAUCGGCUCCUGCUACAGCCGGUUCAUAACAGUGGGUCCAGUGGUUACGGUAGUCUGAGCAGAAACGACCACCUUUUGGGCAUGACCUCCUCGAGCGAGAGCCUUGACAACGGCAGCAGGGGCAAGAUUCAGCAAGCAGAGGAGGAAGUGAGCGGCAAAGCCAGGCCUCGAACCUUUCAGGAGAUCUGUAAGGGAAUUCAUCUUCAGAAGAGCCAGGAGCAGCAGACAACCAAACCAGACAACAAGAAAAGCAACGGCAUAGAGUCUGUACAGAAGAGCCCAGUGGUGGUGCGACCCAAAGACUCAGCAGCUCCUCUUAAUUUGAGGGAGACUAUGGAGGAGAGUAGGUCCUCUUUCCAGGAGGACAUGUCCUUCAAUGAGCAGACUGUCUACUCCUACCAGCAGAUCAGCUGUUUGGACAGUGUUGUCAGGUACUUGGAGACCUGUAAUGUCCCCAUCACCAUGAAGAGGAAGUGCCAGUCUUCCUCUAACACCACGUCCUCUAACUCAGAUGACGACAAACAUAAAGGCUCUAACAGCAUGCAGGUGUCUGAAGAACCAGCCUUGUUGAAGGAUCAGUCUGGUCUCUCCGCUUUGGAUGUUCGAGACAAAAAGUCCAGUGACGCGGCCACAGCAGUAGUGGGCACCUCGCUGCCCCUACCUGUACCUAACAAACCAGAAAGUGUGGUGUCCAUAACCAGCCAGUGUAGCUACAGUAGCACCAUAGUGCACGUUGGGGACAAGAAACCUCAACCAGAGUCAGAGAUCAUAGAGGACGUCCCAGGAGCAGGAGAGACAGUAGAAUCCGGCCAGAACCUCGGGGUGCCUCCUGCUGCUGCUGUUUCACCUCCCAGUCGGGAGAGGGAGUCCUACAAGAAACUUGGGUUGACCAAGCAGGUUUUGGCAGCCCACACGCAGAAGGAGGAACAGGCCUUUCUGUAUCGCUUCAGAGAGCUUCGGGGACUCACAGCACUUAAAGCAAACUGCUCACAGUACCUGGAGCGCCAGAGGGAACAGAUCGCCAGCGAUGCUGCACCUGCUGCUCGAUCCUGCAAGCCGAGUGCUGAGCCCACCACGCAGCGGGGCAUGCGCAUUAAGAAGACCAAGUCAAAACGAGCGAAGCAGAUCGAGUCCUCGGACAGCACGGUGUCCCAUCACAGACAGCAGCAGCUACGGCCUCCUCGUCUCAACCAUGGCCUUAACCCAACCUCUUGGUCUCCCUCUGAGACCUCACAGUCAACCUUUCCCAUGGCCUACCCCUCUGUCAUGCCAGGGUACCCCCUCCAGGUUUACCCCAGAGCCACAUCCGUAGCUCCCUGCGCAGAUGCCACACUACAAGACUGUAGGGACAACCAUGGCACCCAAGCCCCUCCCUGCCCGUCAACCAUCCAUCCUGCUCCCUACACCGCCCCCAUGGUCACCCCGAUUGUGGCUCUAGUACUGCCCAACUACGUGUACCCACCACUGGCCACCGGGAUCCCGCCACCACCGCCGCAGCCAGUGUACCACCCAGAGACUGCUGCCUUCCCCACCCAAACGCAGCCAUUUUGUCAAGCUGCCUUUCCAGGCCAGGUCCCCUUUGCAGCUCCACCAUCCAUCAAUGUUCAGAACCAGUUGAACUCCCAAAACCACUUCAACUCCCAGAACCAGUUCAACUCCCAGAACCACUUCACUCCUCAAGCGGGCUACCUGGUCCCUUCGUUCUACUUCCCUCCAUCCUCUGAAACCCAGAAGGCACCCGUGGAGGGCCAGUCUCGCUCCUCUACCCCGCUUUCUGGAGGAGGGCCCCCGGCAUCCCCGCCCCUGUUCCAGUCUCGCUGCAGCUCUCCCCUCAACCUGCUGGAGCUGGAGCUGUCUGUGGACAGGCAAGACAGCACAGCGCUCUCCUCUGGAGGACAAGGGAAUAACACGGCUGAAAGGGAGAAAGGAGCAAGCAGCAACCAGGCCAAGGAAAGGGAGCUGAAGCAGCCAUCUCUCAGUCUCCUUGGUCCACGUGGACCCUUGUAUUGCGAGGGCACGCCCUGUGUCUGUGAGCGUUUGUCUUGGGAUAAAGUGUGCUCUAGACUGAGGGCUUGCAGCAAAGAGGCAAGUUCACGUGGCGAUGGGAACAACAGUGACGUCAACUCUUCGUCCAGCGACAUGUUGGACAUUAUUCUCCAUGAGGACUCUUGCUCGGGUACUGGCUCAGCCACCUCGGGGUCCAUGGGCUCGGGGUCCAACGGCUGUGGAACUUCAGCCAGCGGGACAUCCAACAGUGGGACAUCGAAGAGCAGGACGUCAGGCAGUGGAACCUCAGCCAGUGGGACCUCCGGCAGUGGAACAGGAAGCAACAACAGUAGCAAUUACUUUGGCAGCGUGGACUCGUCCCAGAACAGCCAGAAGGUCAAUGGUCAUUUGAGCAGUGAGGGAAGGCCGAUGGAGAUGGAGCAGAGCGACCACUUCAUCAAGUAUGUACUGCAGGACCCGCUGUGGCUGCUCAUGGCCAACACAGAUGACAAGGUCAUGAUGACCUAUCAGCUGCCCUCUCGUGACAUCCAGAGAGUGCUCAGAGAGGAUAGAGAGAAGCUGAGGCUGCUCCAGAAGAGUCAGCCACGCUUUUCAGAGGAACAGAAGAAGGAGCUGAUCGAGGUCCACCCCUGGAUUAAGAAGGGAGGUCUGCCCAAGGCAAUAGACAUCAAGGUAUGUUCCUGCUGUGACAGCUCUGCAGAGGCGGCAGCAGCGGAGCAGCCAGACCUAGACAUCGGUGAUACAGAGACGGGGGAGGUCGGUUGCCAGCGGAGGCCCAGAGAAGAACCCACAAACACUAUCGUCAUUUCCUGCCACGGAACUUCUCCUGGCUCCAGCUCUCAGACGCAACAAGCUCGACAAUAAACUGACUCUUAAAAUGACAUUCAUUACCCAUCGACCUCUUGUUCUGCACGACUGUGAAGACAUGUUACGCUCUUCACUCAAAACUCUUCAUUACUGUCCUGCAUUACUAUUUUUUUUAAUGUUGAACCUGUUUAGAUGUCAGGAUAAAACUGGCUCAAACGAUGAAAACUUGUAAAGAAUGUGAAUAUAUGUUAAUAUAUGACAUGUGAUGUUAUUUUAAUAUGCUUAUAAGCUGCAACAUUUACCUGGUGCUCGCAUGUGUUGCUGGGCUCUCUGACUACAUAUGUUCAUUCAUUUGUUUCUGUGUACUUAGUGGAAGCCUUUAAGGCAUUGAUUAGGAACCCAAUAAGGGAAAUACAGUAUAUGCUCGGACAUCGGGCGACAGGAUGGAGAUCAAACAAACAUGAACCAACUGGAGAUCCUAUAGUUACCUUAACACCUUUAGUUACUCACCAGGAUGUGGCUCAGUGGCGCUCUGAAUGUGGUUAAUGAAUGAACUCAGUAUUAUGUGACACAAUUUCCUUAGUGACAACAACAGAAGAGCAACAACAGCUACUACUAUGUCAGCAUGUGGUGAGAACAGGUUGUGUAAAGUACACUUGGUUUCAGUCAUUUCUGUCAUCAAGCACAAGUGCACUUUGUGGGCUUCACUGGAAGGGCAACAUCAGUCAGACUCCUGUACAUGUGUUCGUUUCUGGUGAUGCAUAUAGUCACUAGGAGGGGAAAUAAAAAGUAAAAUAACUUUUAUUAUUUAUAAAGUAGCAUGAAAUGUAAAUGCUCCAGUGUAAACAUUUGAGACUGCAUUGAGGAAAAAAUGGAUGUAGCAUCACAUACUAUACGCUACAUUUACUUAUAUUAUUUUUGAGAAUUUAAAUUCAAAAUUUAAAUUUUAUUUGUGAUGGAGCUGCCCCUGCCACACGCUCCCUAAUGCAGUUUUUAUUCUCUGUGUCUGUUUCUGUUCAUCUUUCGGUGUCAGCUGUGAAACUUUUAGAAAUACCUUUCAUUCAAAGAAAGAUUAUUUCAUAUCAAUGCUCCUGUGAAUAUUUGUCUUUGACUCAAAUAUAUAAAUAUAUUUUUACAUACAAUAAUUAGUGUUUUUAAGUUAUGAUGGAAAAUCCAUUUUACGAAA